AUGCUAAACAUGAACGAAGAAAAAAAUUUCCGGGGUAUUAAGAUUCACAUUUUGACCAUCAAAACGUUAGAAAAUGCUAUCCACAAGGUCGCAGUUACUUUUUCGCUCUAUUUCGUGCUCUUGAAGCUUGAAUGCUCAGAAAUAAGGCAGGAUUUACAUCAAACGGCCAUAAAAGCAAUUACUAUUAUACAUAAAGGCGGUAACCAAAUGCUUACAAAAGCAGCAAAAGCAGCUUCAACUUCCGUAUCUAGCAUUAUUUCCACAAACGGAUAUAACGAAACAUCUAUUACCAUUUCGAGUAAUGAAGGAAAAAGCAUUGACAAAAACGACCAUGUAGAGACAGCAGCAACAACAGCGAAUACCAUCAAAAUAAACGAGAUCUACAGUCCGACCAUUAUAUUUCCUUACACUAAUAAUCCGUGUUUACAGAAAAUGAAAGAGAAGUUCUCUUCUACUACUGUAGCUGAAAAGCACAAGCAAUGGGAGUCGAUAUUCAAUCCUCAAUAUAGUUUUGGCUCUUUUGAGCAAGGAAUACCACGACCAAAACCGACUUAUGAAUUCUUUUACAAAGGUCAAUGGCCCUUGGCACAAGAAGAUAUUGUAGGGACCGCGCCAAUUACUAAAAGCAGUCGUAAUGACUCUGCAACUAAGCAGACUGUUUUGAUAGAACAGCUUCAGAAGCUUGAGAGCUCGUCUUUGAAUACAACUAUAUCAACAACUGCAUCAGCAUCAAAAGACAGCAAGAGCAUUGGUAUUACAACUGAUAACAACAAUGAUGAUAAACCACAACAACUCCUGUUGACGCCAGUUCCCGAUCCCCAAUUGCCUAAUCUAAAACAUCUACAGCAUAACAUCAAUAGAGGUUAUAGCAAAGGCAUACAUUACAUCAAACGAUAUCCCCAAAACAAUAUAAAGAAUGACUACAGCAAUGGAGCACAAGUAGAAAAUGGUAGUAAAUGUCAGGUGGCAAGAGGUUUAUCCGAUGAAGGAGUCACUUAUUACGAUGCUAGUGAGCUCACCAUAGCAGAGGAAGAGAAGUUAUGGAAAGAGCGCUUAGAAAUAUUGAAAACUUUGCAGUAUGAAUGCUUUAAUAAUAAAUGGAAUGGGACGGAGUAUAACCCUCUACAAAGCGUUUCAAUGACGACCCGUAUUCAACGUCGACUGAAGAACCACGCGUUAAAGCUGAAGCAGCAAGCAAUUUUUAUUGAUACUGAUCCUAUCGUUAACAACCAGAGUACAAAAUUAACAGAAGUGAAAGAAAAUCUAGCGCGGUCUAAUGUUAUAACCCUAGAUGAUCAAUUGGAAAAUGUUUCCUCUAAACUUUCUACUGGAUCUCCAAAAUUAAGGACUCGACUUUCGUUCUUAUUUUUUGUAUUGGGCUUCUUAUUCCCUCCUACAUGGAUAUUGGGCGCAUUUUACACGCCAAAAUAUACGUCAGCCACGGCAGCAGCAGCAGCAGCAAUGACAGCAGAGAAAUUAGCAAUUAUAGAGGAAGAUUAUCAUAGGAAAAUUGAUUACAGAUGGAAAAAAUACUCAAAAAAUGCUCUUGCCAUCUUUCUUUUUAUUUUAACUAUUGCUUUGGUAUUGACAUUAGCAUUUAAUCCUGAUUACCUAGGAUACAGAAGCAGUAAGAAGCAUGGUUACAGAGGAGAGUUAGUCAAUUUUGAUGAAAGUGCUGCUGCUGCUGUAAAUGCUGCCGGCAAACAAUGAACAAUCUUUU
This is a messenger RNA of Mycotypha africana, 1720 nucleotides long. RefSeq lists its product as uncharacterized. The record is from RefSeq and is a predicted model, not a curated record. NCBI's taxonomy places the organism in Eukaryota, Fungi, Mucoromycota, Mucoromycetes, Mucorales, Mycotyphaceae. Bases 1 to 1710 code for a protein of 569 amino acids. The transcript is spliced from 2 exons.